Molecule: messenger RNA, 699 nt
Organism: Manacus vitellinus (golden-collared manakin)
Lineage: Eukaryota; Metazoa; Chordata; Aves; Passeriformes; Pipridae
Gene: SSH3
Product: slingshot protein phosphatase 3
Exons: 7
Biological process (GO): negative regulation of actin filament polymerization; actin cytoskeleton organization
Cellular component (GO): cytoplasm
Molecular function (GO): phosphoprotein phosphatase activity; actin binding
Source: RefSeq, a predicted model, not a curated record
AUGCAGGGACACGGAUGUCCCAUGGGGUUCAGCGUGACGUCGGGGGGACAGACCCGCAUCUUCAAGCCCAUCUCGGUGCAGACCAUGUGGGCCAUGCUGCAGGAGCUGCACCGCGCCUGCGAGGACGCUGCCCGUGGUGGGCACAUCCCGGGGGGCCCCACACUGGCCUGGGCCCACGACUACGCGGCGGCACUGAGCUCAGAGCAGAGCUGCCUCAACGAGUGGCUGGCCAUGGCUGACCUCGAGUCCGUGCGCCCUGCAUCGCCCCCACCCCUGCGNNNNGCGGCGACAGAGCUGUCAGAGCAGGCGGUGCGGGCACUGCUGCGGGACGUGAUGGCCACUGCUGACCUGGAGAAUGUCACCUCCAAGGAGGUGCGGGAGGAGCUGGAGCGGCGCACGGGGCACAGCCUGGCCCAGCACAAGGACUUCAUUGACAACGAGAUGCUGCUGGUGCUGGCACAGAUGGACCGGCCCUCACGCGUCUUCCCACACCUCUACCUGGGCUCCGAGUGGAACGCGGCCAACCUGGAGGAGCUGCAGCAGAACAAGGUCACUCACAUCCUGAACGUGGCACGGGAGAUUGACAACUUCUUCCCGGCGCUGUUCACGUACAUGAAUGUGCGGGUGUAUGACGAGGAGGCGGCCCAGCUCCUGCCCCACUGGAAUGACACCUUUCUCUUCCUCUCCCACGUUCGGUCA